AAGGUUAAGGUCAUUUGUUCCAUGAUGGCCGCCUCCUGAAACCUGAACACCACGUGUAGCAAUGUUUACGUGCUGAAAGCUCUGUGUGUCUGUCAGUAUGUCCAGUAUCUCAUAUGUAUCAGCAACAGACAUUCUCAAAGAUCCAUUUUCUGGAUUUAAGGCAAUGACAAGUUCAAGAAAGAUUUGCCUACCCCCGCGAUACUUAGGAAACGUAUCUCAAGGAAUUCGAGAUCAGCUGGACUCGGAAAUCAACUUGUUUUGUACAGAUUUGCAGAGUGUAGUCAUAGCCUAUGACAACAUCAAAUUGCUGAGUGCUCUCGGGAAUAUUAUGGAUGACUCGCCCUUCCUCCAUCUUCGACUACAGGCUGACUACAUCCUCUUCAAGCCCACACUGGGGUGUGUUCUCAAGGGGACAGUUAACAAAAUGAGCAAAGAUCAUGUUGGUUGUCUGGUUCAUGACCGCUUCAAUGCAUCAAUCCAUCGACCUCGAACCCACCUGAACGGCUGGCGGGGGUCUGUGCUUCGACCAGGGGAGGAGUUUCCAUUCCAAGUGGAAGACAUCUACUCCAACAAUUCAGUUAUCUCCCUCAAGGGGAAGUUGGUGGAUCAGAAGAUCAUUGAACAGUACCUAAAAUCCUUCAAAAAAGAUGGCAGCACACCUUGUGCAGGAACAACAAAUGAUGCUUCUCCAAGGGAGGAUAACUCUCUUGUAGACUCAGAAGGGGAGAUAACUCUCGACAAGGAUCCUAUUUUGUCUCAGAAGCGAGGUAGAGCAAGUUCAGGAUCUAGAGACUUGGACAUGGUUGAUGGGAAUUUGUCCCAGUUGGUUGAUGUUAUUUCAGAGAAUGACAUGUGUCCGUCAAAGUCCAAGAAAAUGAAGAAAAAGAAGAGAAAGCAUGUGCAUGAAGACGUUUCCGAAGUUGCUUGUAAAAAAAUACAAGAAAAAUCCCUGGCCCACAGUGAACUUGACUCAUUUACUGCAGUUUCUGUAAAGAAAAGAAAGCUUAAUUAUUCAGAUUCAAUUAAUGAAAGUGUGUCGGUGAAAAAGGUUCACUUUGAUCCAAAAGUUGUUGAUUCUUUUGAAAGAUCAAGGGAGAAAAAGAGGAAAAAGAAGAACUCUUUUGACAUCUCAGAAAUAUCUGGUGAAGAUACAUCACAUCUUGUAGAUAGUUCCUUCGAGAGUAGUUCUGUUUUUGAUAAUUUCCAUGAGCAGUCAAAGACAGAAAGGAAGAAGAAGAAGAAGAAGGAAAAGAAUGUACUUAACAUCUCUCAAAUUUCAGGAGAAGGUGUGUCAGAUUUUGGGGAUAGUUCAAUCCAGGACAGUUCUUUUGUGGAUUGGGAGGAAAGUGAACAGUCUUGGACAGAGAGUAAGAAGAAGAAGAAGAAAAAGAAGAAGAAGAAAUUUGAAGAUGACAGUUUUGGUAAGGCAGAAUUAGCUGCCACAAAAAUAAAGCCAAAACAAUGUUCACCAGAAAAAGAAACUGUCAGUGAUGGUGCAAAGAGCAAGAAGAGGAAGGAGAAGAAGUCCCCGAGACAGAGUGUAUCUGAGUUGGAAGGUGAUUCAGAAGGUCAGGAGAACGUUCUCAGUGGUCUUGCAGCUGGCCUGGGAGAAAUCUUCUCUCAGAUGAAGUCCAACAUGUCAGCAGGGAAGACGAAAAAGAAAAAGAAUCAGAAAGAUUUAAUGGAGGUGAUGAUGGCGUUACAGAGUGAGGUGACAAAAGCAGCCAGCAGACUCACAACGCCCUCUCCAGCAGGGAGGAAAAAGAAGAAACAGAAGAAGAAGAGAAAGAGUGGGGCAUCUUCCUCUUCGGAACCGGAACUGGAUGUGCCCCGAGACAAAACGUCAAAUAAGUCGAAACAUAAAUCAAAGAGUUUUGACUCGUAUGUUACAGAGAGUGACCCCUCGACAAGUAGACAGAGUGUGAAAGAGAUGGACACCAGUGCUAUUGAUAGGUCUGUUUUAGAGUCUGUGUCCAGAAAGAGGAAGAGGGAGAGAGACAGUACGGGGCAGACAGCGCAUCAUGACGAGGAGCUGCUAACAAGGAAAAAGAAAAAAAAGUUAAAGAAAGAUCGGAUAUCAGUUUAAGUUUUGUUUGUAAUGUUAUCGACAAUGAAUUCAUCAUUACCGAUAAUUUGUAGAUUAUUCAACACAUUUUGUUUUGAUGUCUAAUGUAGAAAGAAGUUCCCCUCAUGUAUAAUGAAACUGGUGAUAUCAAAAUGCUUUCAGAUGUUUGAAUAAUGUUUCAAGCAUAUUGAAAUGAAUAUGAUAAAGGAAACUGUUGAA
Messenger RNA from Haliotis rufescens (red abalone), 2284 nucleotides. Its product is annotated as DNA-directed RNA polymerase I subunit RPA43-like. The record is from RefSeq and is a predicted model, not a curated record. Bases 98 to 2086 code for a protein of 662 amino acids. Gene Ontology annotation, cellular component: RNA polymerase I complex. Lineage: Eukaryota; Metazoa; Mollusca; Gastropoda; Lepetellida; Haliotidae. The transcript has 4 exons. Gene Ontology annotation, biological process: DNA-templated transcription initiation.